Molecule: messenger RNA, 308 nt
Organism: Strongylus vulgaris
Lineage: Eukaryota; Metazoa; Nematoda; Chromadorea; Rhabditida; Strongylidae
Source: the annotation of a GenBank genome assembly
AUGGGAAACUUUAUCGGUUACCUGUUCACUGUACCUGAAGGCGGCGGCAAGCCCCAGAAUCUCUCCGAAUUAUUGCUCGAACAAGGCUUGGCCACUCUGCAUUUUACUGCGGAAAAGAGCCCACAUUACCACCAGUUGGCUGCGGCCGAACAGCGAGCCAAAGCUGCUAACCGAAAUAUAUGGCAGAACUACAAGGAAGAGGAAGUAGUUCCUGAUGAAGUAGUUGCUCAGCAAAACGAUGCUUCUGAAAGGAAGGUGAAUUACAAGAAAGUGGCAGUGACGGAUAUUACCAAGGUUCGAACUUAGAU